AUGGAUGUGGUGUUUGAGGUGUGCAACAACAAGUACACCAUCGAGAUCGGCUUCUUUGACACGGUGCAGGAGAUGAAGGAGAGGGUGGAGAGAAAGCACGGUUUCCCCAUCGCCCGCCAGACUCUCGUCUACAAUGGCAAGGUGCUAAAAGACGAGCACUACGCGGAACACUACGAGUUCUACGAGGGCUGCCUCAUCCGUGUGCUCCUGGAGCCCGAGAGGCGGAAAGUGCAGGUCGUGGUGAAGAGGCCCACCCGGCAAUACCCUCUGGAAGUCGAUGUCUCCGACACCGUGGGCCUCUUGAAGGAGAAGAUUCAGGAGUACGAGGGCGUCCAGCCCGGCCGGCUGUUGGCGUCGCACUCAGGCGUCGAAAUGGAGGAUAACCGGUGCCUCGGCGAGUAUGGCGUGUCGGACCAGUCCGAGAUCAGCGUGGUGUUGAAGCCCAAUACACCCACCAAGAUGAUGAGGGUGUUCGUCGAGACGUCAAAGGGAGGACUGAAGAUUCCGGUGGACGUGAAUUCGUCGAGCACGGUUCACGACCUGAAGAUGAAGCUGGAAGAGAAGGGCAUCGCGCCCAACGAGCAUUUCUUUGUUUACAACCACGACGUCAUGUACGACAACCGAACGCUGCGUUGGCAUAGGGUUCAGGAUGGAGACACUCUCUCCGUUUUCAAGGGCAGUGUUAGUGGUGGAAUGUAG
Molecule: messenger RNA, 699 nt
Organism: Nymphaea colorata (pocket water lily)
Lineage: Eukaryota; Viridiplantae; Streptophyta; Magnoliopsida; Nymphaeales; Nymphaeaceae
Product: polyubiquitin-like
Exons: 1
Coding region: 1-699 (232 amino acids)
Biological process (GO): proteasome-mediated ubiquitin-dependent protein catabolic process
Cellular component (GO): nucleoplasm; cytosol
Molecular function (GO): ubiquitin binding; polyubiquitin modification-dependent protein binding; proteasome binding
Source: RefSeq, a predicted model, not a curated record